GACGAGAUUCUGCGCGCGAUACAUGCCUACUACACGUGCCCGUGCUCUUAAAUACAGGAAUGCGCGUCCCUGGCAUGAUCAGCGCCCUCACCAUUCGACGUACCUCUUUGCUCCCCUGCCAUCCCCGCCCGUCAUCGUUCGCAUCGCUUGCCUGUUUUCAAUCAUCUGCUACCUUCAUAUGGGAGUAGUCGAAUCUGUCAUCGCCGUCGCGACAGACCUCAUCGGUGCUGUCGUCGGCUUGAUCGAAGGUCUCCGGUCCGACUCGUCUUCCGGUUCCAUCGCGCGCAAUCCCGUGACGGAGGAGUUAGAAGAGCGCAUCCGAGAAGAACAGAGAAAGAGGGAGCAAGCUGAGGCGGAGAAGUGGCGUGCGGAGGAAGAAAAGCGACAGGCAGAGGAACAGCGCAGGAAGGCCGAGAACGAGGCCCGUGAGCGAGAAGCAGAGCGGCGGCGGGCAGAGGAGGCUCAACACAGGGCUGAAGAGGAUGCUCGGAGGGCCGAGGAGGAGAAACGGAGGGCGGAAGAGGCGAGGCAGUGGGCGGAGACUCAACAACGAGAUGCUGAGGAGAGACGCAGACAGACCGAAGAAGAAGCCAGGAAGACGGAGGAAGAGUGCAAUAAUGCUGAGGAGGGCCAGCGGAGGGCGGAGCAUGAGAAGUGGCUGGCCGAUGAGGCCAGGAGGAAGGCCGAAGAGGAUACCAGGCGUGCCGAAGAAGGACAGCGUAAAGCGGAAGAGGAAAAGAGAUGCGCUGAAGAAGAACGUAGGAAUGCUGAGGAAGAGAGGAAGAGGGCGGAGGAAGCUAGGGCUGCAGCAGACAAGGUGGCCCAGGAGGCAAGGGAGCAGCUCGAGGAGGUGCAGCGAAACGUCCGGAAGGGGAUCAAGCCCGUCCUCAUUCCGACAAUGGAGGAGUAUAACGCAACCAAGAAGCGUCUGCAGUAUCAAGAGGGCUUAUUCCACUUCGCGGUCGCUGGAAUUGCCGGCAGCGGCAAAUCCUCACUCAUCAACGCAUUCCGCGGCUUGAGAAACAAACAUCGUGGCGCCGGCGCCGCACCCACAGGCGUUACCGAGACCACGAGUGUUAUCACUCGUUACCCCGACCCCGACUCUCGGAACCCGUUUGUGUGGUAUGAUGUUCCGGGCGCUGGUACCUUGAAAAUCCCCGACUUCGUGUACUUCAACGCUCAGGGAUUGUACGUUUUUGAUUGCAUCAUUGUGCUUUUCGACGCCCGGUUCACCGACACGGACAUCGCGAUCCUUCGCAAUUGCGAGCGUUUCAAUAUUCCAGCUUACAUCGUACGCUCCAAGUCCCUCCAGCACAUUCGCAAUGUCAUGGAGGACUUGGAGUGGGACGAUGAGGAGGAGGAGGAUGAGACCCUGGACGAUGAGGAAGUGGAGGGGAAGACCCUGGGCUCGGAGGCAGCCAAAUGGGCGCGCGCGCGGGAGCAGUACGACCUCGAGACCCGCAAGAGCGUCCUGCGGAACCUUGAACAAGCAAAGUUGCCCCCGCAGAGGGUCUAUCUCGUGGACAAGGAGACGAUGGCGCAAGUAAUCAAGGGCCGUCAGCCUCCGAAGGCCAUCGACGAGUGGAUUCUACUCAGGGAUCUUCUCGCCGAGGCCCGUCUCCGCCGUUCCCGCUCUGUUGUUGCCCGAGGUUGACACGGUACGUCUUACGCUAUGAACUCUGUAUAAGGCCAUUUCCUGCAUUUUUGCGGUUCCGGGUAUGUGCCAAUCUGCUAUAUGUUUCUCAUCAAAGUUUGUAUGCUUUUUCAUGCAUGAUGUAUACUUGUCCUGACUUUCAUGAUCGUGUACACGCAUCCUGCAUUGCGUGAUGUUUGUCUGCGCUCGCGCUCGUCAAUAUAUCUUGCUCGAUAUGUACGCU
Messenger RNA from Laetiporus sulphureus 93-53, 1877 nucleotides. RefSeq lists its product as uncharacterized. Gene Ontology annotation, molecular function: GTP binding. NCBI's taxonomy places the organism in Eukaryota, Fungi, Basidiomycota, Agaricomycetes, Polyporales, Laetiporaceae. The transcript is spliced from 2 exons. Gene Ontology annotation, cellular component: membrane. The record is from RefSeq and is a predicted model, not a curated record. The coding region runs from base 23 to 1654 and encodes 543 amino acids.